Rotaria sordida is the source of this 336-nucleotide messenger RNA. NCBI's taxonomy places the organism in Eukaryota, Metazoa, Rotifera, Eurotatoria, Philodinida, Philodinidae. The record is from the annotation of a GenBank genome assembly.
AUGCACUUAUUAACAAAAAUAUUAUUUACAAUUAUAUUUAUUUUAAUGUUUUACUCAACAAUAAUACAAACAGCAAAAUGUAGUUGUUCAUGUUGUUUUAGUAAUUUCUGUAAACCAGAAUCAUUACCAUCAUUACAUGUUGAUAGUUGUUCUAUGUGUAAAAGUACAUGUAAUGAUGUUUAUCCAUCAGAAUAUGGACGAGAUCCUGAUGUAACAAUUUCAUCAUGUAGUUCUGGACUCUCUAUUGGUACAAUUAUUGGUAUCAUAAUUGGAAUUAUUGUUAUAAUAAUAGUAGUUCGACUUUGUGAACAUCGUCCAAAUUAUAUCCAAAGAUAG